CCCUCAUUGAAAUAAUAUUCAGUGACCUUUUAGAGUCACAAUGCCAAAGAAUAAGGGUAAGGGUGGUAAGAACCGCCGUCGUGGUAAGAAUGACAAUGACGGUGAGAAGCGUGAGUUAGUUUUUAAGAUGGAGGACCAGGAGUACGCUCAAGUUCUCCGUAUGCUUGGCAAUGGUCGUCUUGAGGCUUAUUGUUUUGAUGGAAACAAGCGUCUAUGUCACAUUAGGGGUAAGAUGCGCAAGAGGGUAUGGGUUAACGCGGGUGAUAUCAUUUUGGUCUCCUUGCGUGACUAUCAGGACAGCAAGGCUGAUGUAAUCGCAAAAUACACUGCCGAUGAGGCUAGAUCCCUUAAGGCUUACGGUGAGUUACCGGAGUCCACUAAGAUCACUGAGACUGAUCUUUAUGAUGAUGAGGGUGAUGGUGGCAUUGAAUUCCAGGAUGAAUCAUCAGGUUCUGACAGUGAGGAUGACAAGGAGGACGCCAAGUUUGACAUUGAUGACCUUUGAUCUAUAUGGGUUACAAUGUACUGGUACUCCGUAUCCAUUGUUGUGCUCCA
Molecule: messenger RNA, 555 nt
Organism: Babesia bovis T2Bo
Lineage: Eukaryota; Apicomplexa; Aconoidasida; Piroplasmida; Babesiidae
Product: putative translation initiation factor eIF-1A
Exons: 4
Coding region: 41-505 (154 amino acids)
Biological process (GO): translational initiation
Cellular component (GO): cytoplasm
Molecular function (GO): RNA binding; translation initiation factor activity
Source: RefSeq, a predicted model, not a curated record